GCUGCUGCUGCUGCUGCUGCUGGGGGAGGAGAUGCCAGAGAGAUGCAGGGGUCUGAGGGGCUCAAGCAGCCACACGACGGCAUCGCUCCACGCUUCAUCUCUCCACUCCGCACAAAGUCUGACAGAAGCCGUGGAGCCGUAACAGAGGGUGUAGCUCCAACAUGACAGCUCAGACCCUCUUCCGUGUGACCCCCUCUCCGCACCGGGCAGUCUGCAGCUCCUGAAGGACCAUGUUCUGGUCCCGGUUCCUGGCUUGACGAAAGCGCUUCCAUCCUGAAACAUGCAGAUGUAUGAGGCUCGCUCCUUUGGCCUCGGUUUCAGGGAGAGCCUUGGCGUUCCAGAGGAUGUGGCCGCAGCAGGUUUUGAUGAGAGCGGCGGCGGCGACGGUGGUGGGCGUCGCAAGCGCGAGUUCACCCCCAGCGAGAGAAAAGACGAAAACUACUGGGACAAGAGAAGGAAAAACAACGAGGCGGCCAAGAGAUCCAGGGAGAAGAGGCGAGCGAACGACAUGGUGCUGGAGAGGAAGGUCCUGGGUCUGCUGGAGGAGAACGCGCGCCUGAAGGCCGAGGUGCUGGCCCUCAAGUUUCACUUCGGGAUGAUCAAGGACCUGUCUGACAUGUCCAUUCUGCCACUGCCCACACCACCCAGUUUAACCCAAAGUAACAGCGAUGGUCCUUCAUGCUACAACACCCAUCAGCCCCGGCCUGUGCAGCAGGGUGCCGUCAGGACAGCGGUGUCUCCACAGACCGCCUGUGGAGACUCCAGCGACGGUGCAUGCCCCCCACAGGCAGACAGUACUAACCUUUACGACGACCCACUGGAUGAGUGCGGCAGGCCUCCUCCAACAGAGGAUCCACAGCUCUGUGAGGCAGGGAGUACCAGAUGGGACUCUCCCAAAGCUCUGAGGAGCCUCCCGCACAAGCUGCGGUUCAAAAGUCCACCUGGUGGGGAGAUGUCUUCACCACCUGAUAGUAGACCUGCUGGCCCACCCGUAGCCUUGGUGGAGCCAAGCAUCCAGGUAAAAAACAUCCCACAGGUGGGAUGGGAUGGUCAGGCAGGGGGCCAGGCUCCUUGCCCCAUUGAGGGGGCCUUCGGUAGGUACGAGCAGCAGCAGAUCCAGGCAUCAUCCUGCGGACGCCAGGACUCCUCCUUUCUCCCCAAGUCAAAGGAGAAGUUCUCAGGAGGAGAUGGGAGUCUGAGGUCACACAUCAGCAGUUUGUCCCAGGAGGUGGCUCAGCUCAGGAGGCUUCUCUCUGAACAGCUGCUCCAUAAAAUCCCCUGAACAGCUCGAAUCCAGACGUUGGCAGAGACCUCCUCCGCUCAGGCAUUCAGUUUCUGACCACCUACCUCUGAAGCUCCAACAUGAAUCAGAACUCCUCUUCGUUUCUAUACCUGGAUAAACUAACAGGCCUGACAGUGACUUUUAGAUCAUAGUGACAUACAGAGAAAAUACAUUAUUUAACGCUUAUUGUCACUGUUUUCAGUAUAAUUUAACUACAUGGUUUAUUAGAUAGCUGUUCUUUUCUUUUUGAUUUUAAAAUUUGUAAUCAUUGUCAUUAAAAUGCAAUAUUUGUGUUU
Messenger RNA from Fundulus heteroclitus (mummichog), 1578 nucleotides. RefSeq names its product NFIL3 like protein. Gene Ontology annotation, cellular component: nucleus. NCBI's taxonomy places the organism in Eukaryota, Metazoa, Chordata, Actinopteri, Cyprinodontiformes, Fundulidae. Bases 281 to 1282 code for a protein of 333 amino acids. Gene Ontology annotation, biological process: circadian rhythm; regulation of DNA-templated transcription. Gene Ontology annotation, molecular function: DNA-binding transcription factor activity; DNA binding. The record is from RefSeq and is a predicted model, not a curated record. The transcript has 2 exons.